UUGAGUUUUCUCUCCACUUUUCUUUAUCAUACUCAGGUAUCUGGGGACUAUGGUGUCCUGAAUGCAGUAGGCAGCAAUGGAUCUAAGCAGUUUUGUAUUGUUUAUAAUCCCCAAUUCAAAAAAUUAGCUACAUCAGCAAAAGAUGCGGAGAAACUUCCGCUUCUGGACCUUACCCCCAGUCCAGGAUGUAGUGAGCCUACAGACCAAGGGCUGCUUAAAGACAAGGCAGUUAUGGUUAUGAGGGGAAACUGUACAUUCUCAGAGAAGGCCAACAUAAUACAAAAUAACCAGGGGAAAAGUGCAAUAAUUAUCAGCAAACAGAUAUUAACCACACCUGCUGGGAACACAUCAUCAGACUAUGAUACGAUCAACAUCUCAGUUGGCCUCUUAGAUUAUCAGGACUUCACUGAAAUACAGAGCCUAGGAUCUGGUAUUGCAGUGCAGCUCUAUGCCCCAGAGGAAUCUAGAGUAGACUUCAACUUGCUUCUCAUCUGGGUGCUUGCAACUGGUACUGUAAUAAUAGGCGCCUACUGGUCAGGGAAGACCAAACAUAAACAUUAUCUCAGGAAAGGUCGCAAAUCCAGUUUGCCAGAUGGCGCUAGUGAAGAUGAAGACCCUGAUGAACAAGAGACUCUUAAUGUGUCGGCAAAAUUGAUUAUUUUCUUUGUUUUUAUGAUGUGUGCCAUGCUGGUACUUCUAUACUUCUUCUAUGAUUAUCUUGUGUAUUUGAUCAUUGGAGUGUUCUGCUUGGCAACUUCCAUAUCCACUUAUAGCUGUUUCCAACCUAUUGUUGCUAGGAUACCAUGUAUACAAUGCAGGAUACCAGAGAACAAUAUACCCUUACUCAAAGAACGACCAAAAGUUAGCAAUCUGUUUCUGGGACUGUGUUGUAUUGGACUCUCAGUAUGGUGGGGGAUAGAGCGCAAGGCAAGUUAUGCCUGGAUUCUGCAGAAUUUCUUAGGAGUAGCAUUCUGUACAAAUAUGAUGAAGACUAUACGGAUGCCUAAUCUUAUGGGCUGUACCAUUCUGCUCGGCCUCCUAUUCUUCUAUGAUAUAUUCUUUGUCUUUAUCACCCCCCUCUUCACAAAGCAUGGUGAGAGUAUAAUGGUAGAUGUUGCAACUGGGGCAGGUGGAACUAGCGGAGAACAGCUACCUAUGGUGUUGAAAGUGCCAAAGUUUAGUGAUGCUGCAUUGAAUGUCUGUAGUCUCCCAUACUCACUGCUUGGCUUUGGGGAUAUAUUAGUACCAGGAUUGCUAGUGUCCUACUGCCACGGCUUUGAUCUCAAAGUACAAAGCAAGAAAAUCUACUACAUAACUAACUGCAUUGCUUAUGGCGUCGGCUUAGUGAUAUGUUUUGUUGCCCUGGCAUUUAUGGAGAUUGGUCAGCCAGCCUUGUUGUACCUGGUACCCUGUGGCCUCAUACCUACAUACAUCAUAGCACUCAUACGAGGGGAGUUCAAACACAUCUGGACUGGAGACAGGGCUAGAGGAAAGAAAUCUGAUUCAAACUCAACAGCUCAGCCAACAGAGGGAGACACUGGGAGUAGCACCCAUAAUGCAACGGUACAGAAUACAGACGACUCCAGAAAAAAAGACAAUGUAUCCUUAUCGAGUGAUGAAAGUGAUGGUGAAAGUGCACAUCUGAUAAAAGAUAAAUAA
Messenger RNA from Owenia fusiformis, 1659 nucleotides. The record is from the annotation of a GenBank genome assembly. NCBI's taxonomy places the organism in Eukaryota, Metazoa, Annelida, Polychaeta, Sabellida, Oweniidae.